Gadus morhua (Atlantic cod) is the source of this 4483-nucleotide messenger RNA. RefSeq names its product ectonucleoside triphosphate diphosphohydrolase 7. Gene Ontology annotation, cellular component: membrane; Golgi apparatus. The transcript is spliced from 14 exons. The record is from RefSeq and is a predicted model, not a curated record. Gene Ontology annotation, molecular function: UDP phosphatase activity; GDP phosphatase activity; ribonucleoside triphosphate phosphatase activity. Gene Ontology annotation, biological process: CTP metabolic process; UDP catabolic process. Lineage: Eukaryota; Metazoa; Chordata; Actinopteri; Gadiformes; Gadidae. Bases 902 to 2719 code for a protein of 605 amino acids.
UAUAAUAUAAGGCGGGUAAAUAAGUGGGCUGGACUUGACUGAAAGUGGUGCAGCACAGAAGCGAGUCUCCAUCACUUUAUGUUACGAGAUAGGCCUACUGACAGAUGACCAAGGUCAUACAAGCGGACCUUGUUUUUAUGGGAAUUAUUGAAUUGAAUUCACAUUGAAUGCAUUGUGUGCAUUUAUAUUAAAUAGUGAAUAUGCCUGUUUAUGGUUUUGAUUCAACUACUCAAAAUUUUAAAUUAAAAGUGAAUAGGAUAUCAGUCAGAUGAAGAGUGAAUUGCUUCAGUGUUUACUGCUAUGCUCAGAGAAACAAAACGCAAAGCUAAAAAACUAAAAGUUUAAGCCUUGCUAUUACAAAUUCAAGUUCGUUGUUUUUGGUAACGGAUCUAAAAUAAAUUUAAAUGUAUAAAGACCACAAUUAACUUCAGUAUACGGGUCUAACAUAGGUGAGCCCUGUGUAGAUAUGAAAUGCACAUAGGUACAUUUCCUAUUGGCAAACCUUUAUAUUUUAGUUAGGUUUGUGACCGUCAGUAUAUGGUUAUAUAAUUAACCCUUACUUACAUCAGUAUGCGACAUGGUAUAAAGAUAUCAUAUAUGUCCACCAGGUGGUGCUGCUCCGUCCAGGAGGAGGUGACGUGGCUUCAUGCGCGUCUUUACCGGACAUACGUCACGUAGUAGAGUUGGGCUUUUUAUUUCAAGCGAACAAGAAGAAACAUCAGUAAAUGACAGGAAUAAUAACCAUAACCCAUCUGUAAACUAGUGCCGGCUUCAUGGCUGAGGAAGAUGGACCCAAGACCGCUCUUUAACUAUGGUAGCAGGAACGGCCAAUGCGGUCAGAUGAUAUAAAGACGGCUGGUGCACCAUGAGCUGAGAACUGCUUCGGCAGUCACCUGGACCUAUGGCAAGGAUCACGUUCUCCUGCCUGCCAGCCUCCUGGUACUGCAGUGUGUCCCUUCUCUCCCUGGGAUGUGCUCCCCGACAGAGGCUGCUCCUGCUCCUGCUCCUCCUCACCUGCACCGUGCUGUUCCUCCUGUCCUCGUACCACCACCCGCUCUGGGGGCCCCGCCACCCAAUCAGGGCCUCAGUCAACAAGUACCUCUCCCUGGCUGAGUCCAUGGAGGCCACAAACCUGCAGGACCCAGCGCUGAAUUAUGGGGUUGUGGUGGACUGUGGCAGCAGCGGCUCCAGGGUCUUUGUGUACUACUGGCCCCCCCACAAUGGGAACCCCCACACCCUGCUGGACAUCAGGCAGAUGAAGGACCGUGAGAGGAAGCCUGUGGUCAAGAAGAUCAAACCUGGUAUCUCCACCCUGGCCCAGACCCCCGAGAAAGCCAACGUCUAUCUCCAGCCGCUGCUCAACUUCGCCGCAGCCCAUGUACCCAGGGUCAAGCACAAGGAGACCCCGCUCUACAUCCUCUGCACUGCUGGCAUGAGGCUGCUGCCGGACAGCCAGCAGGCAGCUAUCCUGGAGGACCUUGUCACAGACGUGCCCAUGGAGUUUGAUUUCCUCUUCUCUCACUCCCACGCUGAGGUCAUCUCCGGGAAGCAGGAAGGUGUGUAUGCAUGGAUUGGCAUUAACUUCGUUCUGGGCCGGUUUGAUCACGCGGAGGAGGAGGAUGCCACUGUGGAGGUCACAACGGGGUCAACGCACCAGCAGCCAAUCAGCCGGCGUCGUACUGUGGGCAUCAUGGACAUGGGCGGGGCUUCUCUCCAGAUAGCCUAUGAGGUUCCCAGUGCAGUCACCUUCAGCUCCCCACAAGAGGAGGAGGCGGGGAAGAGUCUGCUGGCGGAGUUCAAUCUGGGCUGUGAUGUGGACAAGACCCAGCACGUGUAUCGCGUCUACGUCACCACCUUCCUGGGCUUCGGAGGCAACAUGGCCCGCCAGAGGUACGAGGACCUGGUGGUGAACAGCACGCUGGCCAGCAACAGGCUGCUGGGGUCCCAGACCGGCCUGAGCCAGGACAACCCCUCCCUGGACCCCUGCCUGCCACUGGGCCUGUCCGACACGGUGGCCCGAGACGGCCGCACCCUGCACCUGCGGGGCCAGGGGGACUGGAGCCGCUGUCAGAGCGCCGUCCACCCCUUCCUGGGCCUCCACAACGGGACCAUGUCCCCCAGGGGAAUCUACCAGGCUCCCAUUGACUUCAGUAACAGCGAGUUCUACGGUUUCUCAGAGUUCUACUACUGCAUGGAGGACGUGUUGAGGAUAGGAGGAAUGUACGACAGCCUCAAGUACGCCCGGGCCGCCACGGAUUACUGCGGAACACAGUGGUCGACCCUGAAACAACGGCUGGAGAGCAAGCUUUUCUCCCAGCAGGCCGACGUUACCAGACUCAAGUACCAGUGCUUCAAGUCGGCCUGGAUGUACGAGGUGCUGCAUUCGGGCUUCCGCUUCCCCAAGGACUACCCCAGCCUGAAAACCGCCCAGCUGGUCUACGACAAGGAGGUCCAGUGGACCCUGGGAGCCAUCCUCUUCAAGACGCGCUUCCUUCCACUCAGGGACCUGCAGCAGGAGGUGUUCCGGCAGAGCCACCCCAGCUGGCUGCGCUCCUCCUUCCUCUACAACCACCACCUGUUCUCCGUCUGCGUGCUGGUGGUGCUGCUGGCCAUCCUGCUGUACAUCCUGCGCCUGCGGAGGAUCCACCAGAGAGAGCAGAGGCAGUCCGAGGUCCUGGACCUGCUCUGGGUGGAGGAGGGGGAGGCCCUGCUGGCCUGAGGGUGAGAUAGAGAGAGAGGGGAGAUAGACAGAGACCCUGUUGGACUGGUGGGAGAGAGACCCUGGGCGAAAGAGGAGAGAGAGAGGGGAGAUGGACAGAGACCCUGUUGGACUGGUGGGAGAGAGACCCUGGGUGAAAGAGGAGAGAGAGAGGUUCUGGCUAGCGCAAAACACUAGCCAGAAUGUCUUCUCAUCGCAGCUUUGAAGACCUCACUGAGCCAAAUUCAAAUAUUGGAGGUUCAUUCCAUUUACAUGUAGUAUUGUCCUUUUUGUGCUGUUUUUAUUUUUUUUGUAAUGUCUAUUGCUCACGUGCUCAACCAACUUGGAUGAGAACAGGAAAUCCUGUUUAAUUUACUGUUUUAAUUAAGUAUUUAUAUGCAGAAGAGUUUACCUCAAACUGUUCCCAUCAAUAUACCAAAGGGGGCUGUGGAUCAGUUCUUGCUAACACAUUUCAAAGAGACCUCUGAGAUCUUGUAAACAUAGGAAAAAGUAAAAGAAAGUUCAGGCCAGAUCUGUUUGGAUUUUAUAUUCCCUCUCGGUUGGUUUUCCAAGCGGGGAAUAUGUUCAGACAUAUUCUAGCCCCUCGGCGUCAGUCCAAUAGCGUUUCUCCUGUGGUGUCCCUUUAAGGCUCUAUACUGUUAUAUAAAUAGACUGAUCGUGUUGGUUUGCUAAUGAAGGACAAAUGGUGACUUGCAAGGACCAGCCCCCCCCCCCUCCCCUAUGGCAACAUUUAAACGGUAUUUCCUCAUUUCCCAAUUGCUUGAUUUCACAAUGUGUGAAAGAUCAUGAAAUUUCAUUGAGCCAUUCCAUAAUUGUCAGCUUGCUACUCGAUGCUGCUACACCUCUAAUCAAACCAGAGACCCAGGGAGGGUGUCUGGUGUAGGCCAAGGGUUAAUCGCCAACACAGGAAACUCUCCAUUAAGUCCCUGUUUGUGGAUGACCAGUAAGCAGGAGUGCAUGGCACCAAAUUAAGUUAUCCUGCUUAGUAUUUGGAAAUUAGCCAAAAUGUCCACCAUGUUAAUGAGAACCAUUUGUGUACUGUAAAGACAUACAUUCCGUGACUGAUUUGGAGAGCUGUGUCAAAAACUCAAGAAUUGUAAGACUGUUGUAGAUGUGUGUAUUCAAUGCCGGUUCUCUGAUGGAACGCUGGUACACAGCAGGGGGGGGGGGGGGGGGGGGGGGGCUUGAACAAGCAACCCCAGGAUUGGAAACUUAUUGGCUCCAACUGCCAAGGAAAACGACUGAAAUUGGUUGGGACGUUUGGGUGGUUGGUUGAAGUGUUCUCAAAGCGCUGGGGGUGAGGUACACCCUGGAGGUCGCCCGUCACUCCCGUACUCCACACAUUCGACAAACUGCCCUUUUCAUUUUUUCCUCCAUCUUUGGUUCCUCUGGCUGUGUGUGAUAACCGGUGGUCACUCCUGCGAUUCAGACGCCUCGUAUCUUCAACCACUUAUAGACUAAGUAAUGUGAGACUACUGACAGACCUGGAGGUGGUCUGAGGAAGAAGACGCGUGUACGUCUUGCCUCCUCUAGAAUUCGGUGGGGUGUUUUAAUGUUUGAAAGCGACAAUCUUGCAGCUCCUAUUGGACAGCAUGACAAGUCCUGGCCAAGUAGUUAAGGGAUGUCUGAACAGAGCUGGGCAUUGUGCAAUCUUAAAGACUAUUACAUUGGAAAUGACUUGAUUUUUUGUCCUUCUCUGAUUGAUGCAAUAUUGCUUAAUUUCAUGUGAAAAAAGUACAAUAAAUCCUUGCUUUUUCAUAAAUA